AUGCAAGACUUGUUCAACCAAGAUGAUAAAAAGUACAUGACCAUGGCAUUGCAACUAGCGAGCGAUGCAUAUGACGUAGGUGAAGUCCCAGUCGGAUGUGUGUUUGUACAUGCAUCAAAAGGCAUCAUUGGUCAAGGUCGAAACCGCACAAACGAAUCCCUAAACGGAGUACGUCAUGCAGAAUUCGAAGCCAUUGAUCAGAUCAUGUCAAUGCGUCCAUUGGAAACCGAUCUAGACACAUAUGUCAAAACCACAUUUCCACAAACUGAUGUGUAUGUGACAGUUGAACCAUGCAUCAUGUGUGCAUCAGCUCUACGACACUUGCAAAUCCGACGAGUAGUUUUCGGUUGUGGAAAUGACAAGUUUGGUGGUUGUGGAUCCGUGUUCCAUAUUCAUGACGAUGGAGUGGGUGCUGGAUUCAAUUAUCCGGCUGUUGGCGGUCUGUUUAAAAAUGAGGCAAUCAUGGCUUUACGACGAUUCUACGUCAGAGAAAACAAUCACGCUCCUGUACCAAGGAAAAAGACCAAUCGAGUGUUGAAAGAAACUUGAUCCGAUUCCAUAUAAUCUCCAACAAUGUGCUGAUGCAUUUCAGCGUUUAAUCUUUUAUAAAAUCAUAAGCAAUAUAAUGACGUUUUUGAUGCACAUA
This is a messenger RNA of Batrachochytrium dendrobatidis JAM81, 646 nucleotides long. Its product is annotated as tRNA(adenine34) deaminase. The transcript has 4 exons. Gene Ontology annotation, biological process: tRNA wobble adenosine to inosine editing. Bases 1 to 549 code for a protein of 182 amino acids. NCBI's taxonomy places the organism in Eukaryota, Fungi, Chytridiomycota, Chytridiomycetes, Rhizophydiales. Gene Ontology annotation, molecular function: tRNA-specific adenosine-34 deaminase activity; zinc ion binding. Gene Ontology annotation, cellular component: cytoplasm; nucleus. The record is from RefSeq and is a predicted model, not a curated record.